UACAAUUGGGCGUAUUCGUUCAAUUGUUUCGGUUUUACUUUAUUUUACUUUUUUUCCUUAAAAUAUACUUUGUUUUGUUUUUCCACCCUGUGCUCUCCCCGAGCUAUCCUUGCGACACAUACAUUGUUUCAAAAUGUCUAGCGGCAUUGUCUCACCGUUUCGGAUCUCCAGGAAGGAUGGGGAGAAGCUUGAUCGUAAUGAGGCAUUUAUCGCCGUUCGAGAGCAUCUGAGGCGCCAAGAAAUGGGCAUGGACGCCCCAAGUUUUUGCGCCUUCCACCGCCAUUCAUGCUCCGAUAAAGACCAGGACUCCUUCCGUCUGCAUCGCGAUAUCAUCCAUACCAUCCUGCUUCCUUUGUUUCUACUCCACCAUCAAGCCUCCCGUGUCGCCGCUAGGGCCCUCCCUAGCCACCAAGGAGCGGAGUCGGAACGCGCAUUUCGGGGGGAAGCACGCAGUGCUUAUGCCUGGCUUCAUUGCAUCCUCACCGAGGAGCAUGAUUGGUACCUGACCGAACGAUGCCCCGCUUGCAUCGUCCUGCACGUCUUACACUCCGAGCCGACCAUUCGUUUUGUGGCUGUGGCUUGUCUUUUGUCCGACCACCUGCAAGGCCUGGACUUGCUCCACGGGGAAAGCCGGCUGCCCAGUUUCGAUUUUUGGCUUGAGGCGUUGGAAACAGCCGUCCGGGAGGACCCCUUCUGGGGCAGCGACUUUUGGCCCGAUAUCGAGUACCGCGCAUGUGCAUUAACCGACGGCGUCAAGCAGCUGGUGCUGCAGUGUCUGGAACUCCGAUCGGCGCUGGAUCGCCAAACCCACCACCAAUCUCAGGCAUAUGAUUCCAGCGCUCACUUCCGUCGUGACUCGUUGCGGCAGUCAAGCCAUCCAAGUAUGAUGAGGUCAAGUGCUGCAUCCCGAAUGAUGGUGGAAGAGCAGAAGCUCUUGUCCAAGAUUGCCAGCAACCGAUGCAUGCAAUCACACUGGAAAGAUCGGCCGCAGAGAGUUCAUGUUCGCAGGCACGCCGAUCCCCGCAGAAGGUCGGUGACUUCUUGAGCUCAAGUUGCUUGUUCUAGAUUAUCUAGAGACUCUAGGUGAACAAAAAGCCAGUGCCCCUUGGUGAUUUGCUUGCGUUGGGGUUGUUAAAGUCCCGCAAGCCAGGCCAGUUCGGGUUAGCCUCCGAUAGAAUUGGAG
Messenger RNA from Aspergillus alliaceus, 1183 nucleotides. RefSeq lists its product as uncharacterized. The transcript is spliced from 2 exons. The record is from RefSeq and is a predicted model, not a curated record. NCBI's taxonomy places the organism in Eukaryota, Fungi, Ascomycota, Eurotiomycetes, Eurotiales, Aspergillaceae. Bases 134 to 1045 code for a protein of 303 amino acids.